Messenger RNA from Pseudocercospora fijiensis CIRAD86, 3660 nucleotides. RefSeq lists its product as uncharacterized. The record is from RefSeq and is a predicted model, not a curated record. Bases 1 to 3660 code for a protein of 1219 amino acids. The transcript is spliced from 2 exons. Gene Ontology annotation, molecular function: protein binding; RNA binding. Gene Ontology annotation, biological process: RNA processing. NCBI's taxonomy places the organism in Eukaryota, Fungi, Ascomycota, Dothideomycetes, Mycosphaerellales, Mycosphaerellaceae. Gene Ontology annotation, cellular component: ribonucleoprotein complex.
AUGGACAUUCAUGCCCUGUUGUCGCCAGACGAUGGAGCGACGUCGAGCACAGGCGCAGGCGCAGGCGCAGGCGCAGGCGCAGGCGCAAGGGCCCCCGAAGCGUCGAGUGCUGCGACUCCUCCUGUCGUGCAAAGGCAGAGACGGCCCGCUGGUGGCAAACAAAAAACUCCAUCAGCAUUGAGCCAGGAAGUCCGCCGGUCGCCAGAAAGACACGCAUCGCCGCGCUCGGCAUACCGUCCAGCAGCGCCUUCCCAGACGCCGCCGCCGCGUGACUUCACCUCGAACGCCUUGUCGGACGCCGAGUCGCAGAGAGUGACGGAGCUCCUCAAUUUCCUAGCAGAGAAGGAGAACUCCUAUGCCUACGCCUAUCACGUCGAGCUGGUCAAUCUUCUCCACAAAGGUUUCCUUGCACACGUCGAUCCUCCUGCAGACAACGAACAUGCCGCGCCACGUGGUGAUCCUCGAAGCUUCGUCUUGCUCGCCGAGAUGCGCCAGGCUCGAGAAGCUAUGGACACGAGGUUCGCCGUCGGUGAAGCCAUCUGGCUCGACUGGCUUUCAGAUGAGAUGCUGCUGGCCACCUCAUCCGAUGAGCGCAUCGCCAUCACGGAGUUGUGCCAAAAGGCUGUUGCCGAUGAACCCGCCUCGGUGAAGCUAUGGCAGGCGUAUGCAAAUUGGGUCUCCACCAACUGCGCAGCGUGCCAUGCUCAUGAAGGUGGCAUGAACCCAAACUGGUCCAUCGAGGAUAAUGAGAUGGUCAAGGAGCUUUUCACUAUGGAUGUGCUCCUCAGUGUCCUUGAGCAAGCUGCUGCCGCAACGCAGUGGCGAGUCGACCAAAGCCAUGUCCUCUGGAAUAAAUACGCACACGUCUUCCAGGAACAGAUCUCACAACAUCCGACUGAGGCUGCUGACCUGAAAAGUCUCCACGAUCUCUUUUUGAGACGACUCAUGGUACCUCACAUCACCUGGGACGAAACACGGCAGCUGUACUGGCCUAUUCUUUCUCGAGACUUCGGAGAUAGGUGGGAAGCGCGUGUGGCAGAGGUCAACCAUAUGGCGGAAUCUGCCAAGACAGCCAUGGGUCUUCGAAAUGACAACGAAUCCAAGUUGCAGCGCGCCAUCGAAAGCGGCGAUCGUGAAGCUGUGCAUCACCAGUUCGUGAAAUACUUCAAAGACGAAAAGUUUCGCAAGCGUCGUACCAAUUUCGACUACGACAUGCGCUGUGCCCUGUUUGAGCGUGCGCUCCUGCACGAACCUACCAACACAGAGUGGUGGCUGGACUAUAUCGACUUCUUGAACACUUAUGAGCAGUCAGCUUCGCGAACCUUGUUGCCACUUAUGGAGCGAGCAACUCGGCACUGUCCUUGGUCGGGCGACUUAUGGGCUCGGCGAAUUCUGCGUGCUGAUGUCGAGCAAAAGCCAAGGGAGGAAAUCGAGAACACAAAGCAUCGCGCUACGAACUCCGGCCUUCUCGACGUCGGCGGAAUGGAAGAACUUGUCAAGAUGUUGCAGGAGUGGUGCAGCUAUCUGAGACGUCACGCUUUCGCAGUGAAUAGUACCGAGGACGAUGUCGAUACUGCUGAGGUUGGCAUCACAAUGGCGCUUGAAGACGUGCAAGAAGCUGGAAAGAAGAUUUACGGCCCCAAUUUUGACGGAGAUCCUUUGUUCCGUCUCGAGCAGAUUCAAAUCAAGUUCUACGCAGAGGCCCGACGCAUCCAAGAGGCAAGAGACAUCUACCAGCAUCUUGCGGCUCGUCACGGCAAUUCGUCUGACUUUUGGGCAAAGUACUACUAUUGGGAGAUCUGGUUGUGGGGCUACGAUCGAAUUCGUGAGACGCGGCGUGUCGAGACCGACGGCAAUGGCCCGAACCUGGCAACAGCAGUUGUUCAACAAGCUCUCCAGCAGCGGAACCUGGAUCACCCAGAAAGAGUCAUGGAGCUCUAUCUCAACCACUUCCAGCAACACGAGUCGAGCGUGCGACUGCAAGUGGCAUUGGCAGAGGCCCGUGAGUUUGCAAAUAAGAUUGCAGUGAAGCGCGCCAAGGAGGCCGAGGAAGCAGCCGCGCUCGCAGCUCAACAACAGGAGCAGCUCUUGGCCGCAGCGCAGGUCGAGGAAGAGGUCACUGGCGACAAGCGGAAGCGAGAGGAUGAGCCUCUUACGAACGGCGACAGCCACAAGAGAGCUCGAACCGAACUAGAGACCAUUGCAGAAAAGGAAGGCGCGGAACCGUCAGCCUCCGCAAGUGCACAGAUCAAGCGAGAUCGUGAGCACAACACCAUCACCUUGCGCAACUUGCCUGUCGAUGUGACCGAUUUCGAGAUCAAGAAGUUUUUCCGAGACGUCGGCAAUCCGCCUUCAAUCAACAUCGCCAAGGAGUCAGAUGCGCAAACUGCCUCCGCCACCGUCGAGUUCACGUCCCAAGAAGACGUGUUGGCCGCAAAGACACGAAAUGGCAAAGAGCUGCGUGGACGGGAAGUCAAGAUCCAAAGUGGCACGCUCAGCACGCUUUACGUCACGAACUAUCCGGACGUUUACGACGAAGAGAAGAUUCGAAGUCUCUUCAAGAGCUACGGCGACAUCGUCAGUGUCCGGUUUCCCUCACUCAAGUACAACUCCCGACGGCGGUUCUGCUAUGUCACGUUUCUCACUCCAGAGAUGGCCAAAGCUGCUGAGAAAGCCAUGCAUGAGACCAAGCUCGACUCGAUGCAUACCCUCACUGCCUUGAUCUCCAACCCAGAUGCAAAGAAGCAGCGAUCUGGUCCACAGGAUGAAGGCAGGGAAAUCGUGGUCAAGAACAUGGAUCGAGAAGCAAAAGAGAGCGAGAUAGGUGAGCACUUCGCACAAUUUGGUCAGAUUGAGAGGAUGAACCUCAUCAAAUUGGUGAACGGCAAACCCACGGGUACUGUAUUCAUUGUCUACCGCACACCACAAGACGCUGCGAAGGCGGUUGAGGAGAGCAAUGACAAGCCAUUCCGCGAGCGGGUGCUGAAAGUCGAGAUAGCUCAGCCCAAGGGCCGCACUGCUGCUCCGAGCGAGCGGGCCAGACACGAAGACAUCAUCAUCAAGAAAGCAGGAUCAGUCGAGCCAGCUGGCAAAGGCGAACGACGCGGAUCUGAUGUUUCAAUGGCAUCCUCGUCUCGUCCUGCCGACGACGAAGCAUACAAGACUGCCAGAGAGCGGAAGAUUGCCAUUUUCAACAUCCCGGACACAGUCAAUGACGCUCGCAUCCGAGCCGCCAUGGAGCACUACGGUCCAUUGACCAAGAUCCAGCUUCGCCGCGAGAAGGAAGGCGCGAUAGUCGAAUUUGCCGACCUUGCUGCUGCCAACAGAGUUCGUCUUGGCGUCGAUGUCUCAAGUCUUGGUCCGGAAGUCAGAACGGGUGAGGUCGGAGAGCUGCUCGCACGCCAGAGUAAGAAGAAGAAUGGCUCGAAAGCCUCCGGUUCUGCGCCUGCCACGUCAUCUUCGAGCAAGCCUGCUUUUGCACCUCCCCAACUUGGAGCUCGUGGUGGCCGAGGUGGCCGAAGAGGCGGACUUGGCUUCAAGCGUGCUGGCGGAUUUGCAAGCGCUCCUGCUGCUGCUGCUGCUGCUGCCUCCGGCGAGAAUGCCGAUGGAGGCAAGAAAAGCAAUGCGGAUUUCCGCAGCAUCUUCGCUGCUGGCAAGUAG